Phytophthora sojae is the source of this 1749-nucleotide messenger RNA. RefSeq lists its product as hypothetical. The transcript is spliced from 6 exons. Bases 1 to 1749 code for a protein of 582 amino acids. Lineage: Eukaryota; Oomycota; Peronosporomycetes; Peronosporales; Peronosporaceae. The record is from RefSeq and is a predicted model, not a curated record. Gene Ontology annotation, molecular function: protein binding.
AUGCCGCUGCUGUCGUACGAAGGUGUGGAGGUGGACCUCCCGACGGAUCUGGCGGGCAUCCACUUCGAGCUCACCGCGGGGACGCUCACGAUCCACUGCCGCGGCUUCACGGGGGACGUCGUGCUGUCCAAGCGUACGUGCCAGCAACAGCAACAGGCUGCCGCCUCCCCUAGCAAGAAGCGUACCAUUGACUUGAGCGCCAGCGACGAUGACGAUGAUGAUGAAGCGGACGCCAAGCGGCUGCGACCCAACUUCCUCAACGAGGCGGAGCAGACUUUGCUGCUUGCCCAGUUGGGGGACGACUCUCAGAGCUCAAGCAGCGGCCAGAAACCCAAGGGCAAAGGGAAGAAAGCCAAGGCGGAGCGUGAGGCGGAAGCAGCGCCUUCUGCCGACGAGCAGUCAGCUGACUCUGCCUCGGAAUCCGCCCCAGUGAAAGCGGGGAAGAAGACGCCGACCAAGAAGAGCAAGAAGAAGGCCGCCACAGCUGCUGCGAAGGGGGCCAUGAACUCGUUCUUCUCGCCGGAGCCGAAGAAGUCAACAGCCCCCAAGCCGACGCCUGACUCCAACAAGAAGCGUGCCCGAACACCCAAGUCACGCCCUGAUCCUUCUCCGAGUAAAUCCAUCAAGGAGCUGGUUGCCGGGCCCCCAAAGCCCAAGCCGACAGCUGGCGCUAAGUGGGAAAUGCUGGAGGCCUUGGGCAACAUUCCACCUGAACGUUGGGGCCACACAGCAACCAAGAUCUCAGAGGAGCGCGUAGCGGUCUAUGGAGGUACCGAUGACGAAGAGCGUACGCUCGGGGAUUUGCAUGUCUUCGACAUGAAAACACACCGCUGGACGACCCCGCUUAACUGUGACACGAUCACGCGCACGUGGCACGACGCCGUGUUCCUGGCUUCGAAGAACUUGGUGCUCGUGUUUGGUGGUGAGCGCAAUGCGGAGGCUGAAGGCGAGCUUGACAUCCUCUCGGACAUUGCGGUGCUAGACACCGAGUGCUUCCUUUGGUACCCGCCAGCAAUUCGUGGUUCGCCACCCUCUGCGAGAGGUGGUCACACUUGCACUGCCAUUGGCAAUGAGGUGGUAGUGUUCGGUGGUAGCCGAGGACGCAACCGACAGAGUUCCGUGCACGUCUUGGAUACCGAUGACUGGAACUGGAAGGCAGUACAUGUAGAGGGAAAGCCGCCGAGUGCACGCACGUACCACAGCGCUGUGGCUGUGGGCGACGACCAGAUCGUGUACUUUGGAGGCAAUGACUCCUCGAAAAGCUUCAACGCGGUUCACGUGCUCACGAAAAGUGAGAAAAAGUCUGGCGAGGCUACGUGGUCGUGGUCUCACCCGUCUGUGGCUGGAGUACCCCCACAAGCACGUACGGGCCACUCGGCGACGCUGCUGGAGAACGGGAAAAUUCUCAUUUUCGGCGGUUGGGACCCUCAGCGCGACGAUGACAAUGCCUCCGCAACCGUGUUCGACGACGCCUUCCUCUUGGACACAAAAGCGUGGGGAUGGCAGCCUGUAAUCUUCGCUGAGGAGGGAGUUGCUGCGGCUGCGUACCGCGGGCGUGUUGGACAUGGCGCUGUGCUUGACAGCAACGGACGCAUCCACCUUUUCGGUGGGCAAAAUAGCGCGGAACAGCGGCUCAAGGACAUCUGCACGAUUACAAUCUCGCAGAAGGAGGACGAACAGCCAACAGCUCUUGAGAUGCUUGAGCUCAGAGCUAACCUGGUGCCAAUGAACCGUGUAACACAAUUGUAA